AUGGAUUCCUUUAGAGAAUCAAUCAAUAAAACAGACACCGAAAUCAAUGAUAGCACCUUCCAGUUUGAACAGGGAUGGCAAAUGCAACUGAUCUGGUCAUUUAUUUUUGGUUCAAUGAUACUAAUAUCCAUUUUGGGAAAUGUUAUAAUUAUAUCUAUAAUAGCAUCGCAUCAUUCAAUGAGAACUGUUACCAAUUAUUUUUUUCUUAACCUAACAAUUGCUGAUCUUUUGAGCGCUACAUUGAAUGCAACAUUUAAUUAUAUAUUUAUGUUGAGCGGUGACUGGCCUUUUGGACAUAUCUAUUGUGUUGUCAACAAUUUUAUGGCCAAUUUAUUAGUUGCCGUUUCUGUUUUCACCAUUACUGCUAUCAGUGUCGAUAGAUAUAUUGCAAUUGUUUAUCCACUUAAACCUCAUAUAACCAAACGAAAUGCCGUAACUCAAAUACUAAUUGUAUGGCUUUUGGCGAUAUUGGUUGCGAUGCCGUGUCUUGUGUUUGGAAACACACUAACCAUUACUUAUGAUAACAACAAAUCCCGAACCAUAUGUCUUCUUGAAUGGCCCGACGGUUUGUCCGGACAAUCAAAGCUUGAUUUCAUAUAUAACAUAACCUUUUUAUUGAUGACAUAUAUUGUUCCCGUGUCUACAAUGGCAAUCGCCUACUCAUUGAUGGCUCGGGUAUUAUGGGGUUCACAAGAGAUCGGUGAGGGGGGCGCUAACUCAUCGCAGCGUUUAUUGAUUCAAUCAAAGCAAAAGGUGGUCCGUAUGCUUAUCUGUGUUGUGUCAGUAUUUGCUAUUUGUUGGCUGCCAUAUCACUCGUACUUCUUGCUCACCUAUCAAUGGCCACAACUGAUAGUCACCCAAUACAUCCAACACAUCUAUUUGGCCAUCUAUUGGCUCGCAAUGUCUAAUGCUAUGUUUGAUCCUAUAAUUCUGUUACUUAUGAAUAAAAGAUUUCGUCGAUAUUCUACUAAUUAUUUGUUACUAAUUUGUGGAAAUAAACGACAGAUUAAUUUAGAUUACGGAACAAACUCUGGAUUAAGAGAUAAACAAACGAUUAAAAGUCGAAAUAAAGUCAAUAUAAAUGUCGAAAAUCUCUAA
Oppia nitens is the source of this 1098-nucleotide messenger RNA. Its product is annotated as tachykinin-like peptides receptor 86C. The record is from RefSeq and is a predicted model, not a curated record. NCBI's taxonomy places the organism in Eukaryota, Metazoa, Arthropoda, Arachnida, Sarcoptiformes, Oppiidae. Gene Ontology annotation, molecular function: tachykinin receptor activity. Gene Ontology annotation, cellular component: plasma membrane. Bases 1 to 1098 code for a protein of 365 amino acids. Gene Ontology annotation, biological process: G protein-coupled receptor signaling pathway. The transcript is spliced from 8 exons.